This is a messenger RNA of Arvicanthis niloticus (Nile rat), 2640 nucleotides long. Lineage: Eukaryota; Metazoa; Chordata; Mammalia; Rodentia; Muridae. The record is from RefSeq and is a predicted model, not a curated record.
GCGCGGCGCGGGCCGGAGUCGAGCCGGGUGGGCGGCGGGAGGACUGGUGACCCGGCCGGCGGCAGCGGUGGCUUCUGCUUCGCCGAGCUGGGACGCAGCGAUCGGCCGAUGGGCUGCACCUUCUCGGGCUGUUGCUCUCCCCGGGGAUCCACGCACCGGCGCCCGCCCGGGCUUUGUCAGUCGAUUCCAGCUGCCGCCGCGGGCGGAGCCUGAGGACCUGCGCUCGCGCCCCACACGCCCAGCUUCGCUCCGCUUGGCCGCGGGAGCCCUAGCGCAGCAUCCUUUGCCCGCUCAUGCUGCAGCUGGUGGCCAGCGGCGAAGCUGCGGCUGGAGCCUGCCUCUCAGUGACCUCAGCCCGGUCCCCGAGCUUCGCCCGAACCGCUUUCCACGAUGGCUGAGCUUGGGGCUCCGCGCCCCGCUUUGGCUUGGCUGGGACCGUUCCGCGCCAGGUGCCCCCGGUGCCCCCGCUAAGCCGCUCCAGACCGGGUAUCGCAGGGCCCGGCGCCCCUAGCCCUCGCCUCCCCGCCGCGCCCUUCCCCUCCCGCCCUCUCCGCUGCUGCUCCCCGGGGUUAGGGGCUAGGAGACCCAGACAAAGCCCCACUUUGUGAGGGAGGCAGGCUUGGAAUGUGCGCGGCGGCGCGCGCCCCCUCCCCGCCCCACCAGCUGCGAGUCUUAGCUCCCGGGAGGGUCGCGACAGAGAAGUCACCUCGGGCGUCGCCCUCUACCCUUGCAUCCCCGGCCCCCGUGGUCCAGACUUGGAGCUCACGCGGGCCCCUUCCACUCGCGCCAGUGUGAGUGAGCAAGGAUUUCGUAGAGGAAUUUGUUCUCUCCAAAACUGGGAGUGGGCACCGGUGCCUUGGCCCGCCUUUUUGGUGUAGCUGCAGGUCUGAGCUGUCUGGCCUCAGUCUCCCUACCCCGACCCCCACUUUUCUCCUCUCCUAGCCAUCCUAGAUCGCUGUGGGUCAUUGUUCUCGCUGCCAAAUGGGGGUGAUUUGUACAGGCUGCCAAGUUGGGGUGUGUUCUCUUUAUCCUGUUUUCCAAACAAAACAAGGCCUCUAAGGCCGACCCUGGGCAACCCACCUGGCCAUCACUCCAGGUUGAUGCUCUGAGUCUUACCAACUGGUAUUUUAUUGUACAGGAGCCACGCCCUGGUUUCUUAAAGGCGCCAGGCACUGUUUGACCAUGUGUUAUCUUUAUAGCGGGUGUGUGGGAGGCCUCCUGUGAGGCACUUAUCCCCACCCCACCCCACCCCCGCCUCCCUGAUCAUCCUCCCACCCCCCUCUGAGGAUUUAGGAAUGCCAGGGGGAAAGAAGGUGGUCCCAAGUGGCAGCAGCAGUGCCUCCCCGAACGCAGCCGCCACCACCACCGCCGCCGCUGCUGCUGCUGCUGCUGCCCACUCUGGCAUUAAACGUUUGGAGACCACCGAAGGGGCCUCAGCACAGAGAGACGAGGAACCCGAAGAGGAAGGGGAAGAGGACCUACGAGAUGGAGGUGUCCCUUUUUUCAUCAACCGAGGUGGACUGCCCGUGGACGAGGCCACCUGGGAAAGGAUGUGGAAGCAUGUGGCCAAGAUCCACCCAGAUGGAGAGGAAGUGGCCCUGCGGAUCCGUGGGGCCACCGACCUGCCCAAGAUUCCCAUACCAAGUGUGCCUACUUUCCAGCCGACGACGCCCAUCCCUGAGCGCCUGGAAGCCGUGCAGCGCUACAUCAGGGAGCUGCAGUACAAUCACACAGGGACACAGUUCUUUGAAAUUAAGAAGAGCAGACCUCUGACAGGGCUGAUGGACCUGGCCAAGGAAAUGACCAAAGAGGCUCUGCCAAUCAAAUGCCUGGAAGCUGUGAUCCUGGGAAUUUACCUCACCAACAGCAUGCCCACCCUGGAACGCUUCCCCAUCAGCUUCAAGACCUAUUUCUCAGGGAACUACUUCCGCCACAUUGUGCUGGGGGUGAACUUUGGGGGCCGCUACGGAGCCCUGGGCAUGAGCCGAAGGGAAGACCUGAUGUACAAACCCCCAGCCUUCCGCACGCUCAGCGAGCUCGUGCUGGACUAUGAAGCAGCCUAUGGCCGCUGCUGGCAUGUUCUGAAGAAGGUAAAGCUGGGUCAGUGUGUCUCCCACGACCCCCACAGUGUGGAACAGAUCGAUUGGAAGCACUCAGUGCUGGAUGUCGAGAGGCUGGGGCGGGAAGACUUCCGCAAGGAGCUGGAGCGUCAUGCCCGAGACAUGCGUCUCAAGAUUGGUAAGGGGACAGGCCCUCCUUCUCCCACCAAGGACCGGAAGAAGGAUGUUUCCUCCCCACAGAGGGCCCAGUCCAGCCCCCAUCGCAGGAACAGCCGCAGUGAGAGACGGCCUUCAGGGGAGAAGAAGCCUGCAGAGCCGAAAGCCAUGCCAGACCUCAGUGGGUACCAGAUCCGGGUGUGAGGCAGAUGCCAGCAUCCCCAGGCCUCCUCUGCUUCUGGAGGCCCAGACCCACCUGCACGAACGAACCUACUUCAUUCAGGCAGGGGCUGGUGAUGGGGCUGGCUUGGGGUGGGAGGCAAGAAGGAUGCCUUGCCCAUUCAGCCCCAAGUGACCUCCCCUCCCAUGAAGCCACGCCCCUAACUGUGGGUCAAGAAGCAGUUAGUAUUUUAUUUGGAGUUUU